This is a messenger RNA of Fulvia fulva, 2289 nucleotides long. RefSeq lists its product as uncharacterized. The transcript has a single exon. The record is from RefSeq and is a predicted model, not a curated record. The coding region runs from base 1 to 2289 and encodes 762 amino acids. Lineage: Eukaryota; Fungi; Ascomycota; Dothideomycetes; Mycosphaerellales; Mycosphaerellaceae.
AUGCUGUUAUCUCAGCUCGUGGUGCUUGGUGCCGCUGUAUCUAACUAUGGCGCCUCUGCGAGCGCUGUGCGCAUGCCUAUAUUUCACCGUACUGGCUGGGGCAAUGGAACUGGCUAUGCUAAUGCGACUGGCUAUGCUAAUGCGACUGGCUAUGCUAAUGCGACUGGCUAUGCUAAUGCGACUGGCUAUGCUAAUGCGACUGGCUAUGCUAAUGCGACUGGCUAUGCUCAUGCGACUGGAUACUCCAACGCGACGUAUCCGGCCAUCUCAGCUACCGGCGGCUUCAGUUGGCCCUCCCCAACACCCGCCACUCCCGCAGAGCCAUAUCUCAAUCAGACCAUGCCGGUCGACUUCAAUGGCACAGCCGCUUCUUGCGAUGCAGGAUGCCGCGAUGAGUUCAAGAACCGCACGCUCCUUGCCAACGCAGCAUCAGCCGCCACCCUGGUCCUCGAUCGCUUGGACCUCUGGAAGGAGUGCUGGGAGGAGCCCCGGUGCCAGAAUGCUGUCGCGAUGAUGGUCGGCUCUACUGCUACAGCGCUCUUCGACACGGAUGAGGAGGUCUGCACUGGCAGUUGGGACGAUCGGUGCUUUGCUGACUGGAUGAUUACCGUGGGUAAUAAGGCUGCUCUCCAGUCCAUGGCAGGCACGUAUUCCGUUCUGAAGACACUCGUGGCGAACGCGACGGCUGGCGAUAUUCUGUCUCCUAGCGAGCAGAAGCUUCUCUGGGAUAUGGGGCAGUUAUCGGCCUUUAUCAACUCGGGACCCAUGGUCGACCCGAACACAUUCACAGCGCAGAUGCAGAAUACCACUGUCAACAGUACCGCUAUUCCUGACUGGCUUGCCGCCACACCCGCACAGACGACCCAGUCUACCGAAACCUUCCCAAGCAGCACCCAAGCCCAUCCACGCACCACCCGAACCCCUGCGUACGAUGACAGCGACAAGGACGACGAUGCCAAGAAGUACGCCCCCCUGGCCCUCCUCGCUGUCGCCGUCCCAGCCCUCGGAGCCGGAAUGUGGUACUUCGGCGCCAAUCACGGCUUCACCAAGCUCGGCAACCUCAUCAGACCCUUCCGUUCAUCCGGCGGUUCCUUCGUCCAGCGACUUACAACAGCCUACAACACCCAAAUGGCAGGCAAAGGCGGCUUCCGCAGUGCGUACAAGAAUGCAGAGUACAGUUACGAACUCGGCAAGCCCCCGCCAAAUGACUUCACCAGACGAACCCAGCCGUACCGCCUCAGCAGGGCUCCGAAAAUGCCGACGACGGGGAGUGAGUGGAAGGCAAAGCCGAAUACGCCGGAGGUUACGGAGGUCUGGCCAUGGGAGGAGCCGAGUGUACCGAUCAAUUCGCCCUGUGAGAGUCCUGUUGGGCUGAGGAGGCGGGCUGCUGGGGGUUGUCUCCAGGAGCCUUGGACGGGGGCUGAUUCUGCUAUCGCGACUGGGUAUGAUGCUGUUAUGGGGGCUAUGCCUGUUGCGCAGCAGGUCAUUGGUACUGCUGCUGGACUAGGAUCGGUCAUGCUCGGUGGUGUUGACCCUUUCGGUGGAUUCUUGUCGUUGAUCGGGCAUGGUGGUGGUGAUGGUAGCGAUGAUGGUGGGAACGACGACAAGCCUACGCAUCACCCGAAGCCUACUCACAAGCCUACUGAUCAACCAAAAUCCAAGCAUGAUGAAGCAACGUCCACGACCUCGGACAAGCAGCAUGAGUCGAGCUCAACGUCACCCGAAAGCAAAGCGACAUCCACAAGCCUAUCGCCAACAUCGCAGACCACCUCAACAUCUUCGCUUUCUUCCUCACUCGCUUCGACGACCUCAAGCAGCCUUCUCUCAUCGUCGGCCUCGACCUCAUCCUCAACCAGCCUCAGCAAUUCGACCAGCACCGCGCCAUCAAUCUGGAACCCAUUCGCCGCCCCCUCUCCAACCGCCACCUCCUCUACACCCUCUUCGCUCUGGAGUCCCUCCAUCAUAACCCUAGUCUCCGCACCAUCCACCACUCCAACCAAUCUCAUAACCAUCCUCACCUCCACCCCCGCCGCCACCCCAACCAACGUUCUAACCAUCGGGGGUGGCCCCGCCGCUACAGAAACUCUCGUCGCCCAGCUCGGAGAACCCGCAUGGGCUAUUGUCCCCGUCAGCCUCAUCCCGGUCGGCAGCGUUGUGCCGAAUGGCGAGGUCGCUGUGGGGACUUAUGAUUCGAGUGUUAUGGUGGCGGCGAGUAGCGCGUUUCCGAAGGGGUUGGAUAUGAAUGCGGUUACGAGUGUGCUUGGACCGCUGCCUACGGGUAGGGCUUAG